Messenger RNA from Huiozyma naganishii CBS 8797, 456 nucleotides. RefSeq names its product multiprotein-bridging factor 1 (gene MBF1). Gene Ontology annotation, molecular function: DNA binding. The record is from RefSeq and is a predicted model, not a curated record. Lineage: Eukaryota; Fungi; Ascomycota; Saccharomycetes; Saccharomycetales; Saccharomycetaceae. Gene Ontology annotation, cellular component: nucleus. Bases 1 to 456 code for a protein of 151 amino acids. The transcript has a single exon.
AUGUCUGAUUGGGAUACGAACACUGUGAUUGGGAGCAGGGCGCGCGGCGGCGGUGCCGGUGGUGGUCCAAGACAGACCGUUGCGAGGACCGCAGGAGCGAUCAACGCUGCGAGAAGACAAGGGCUUGUCGUGUCCGUGGACAAGAAGUACGGGACGACGAACGCCAAGGGGGACAACGAGGGCCAGCGGUUGACGAAAGUGGACCGGGAGACGGACAUCGUGAAGCCGAAGCGUGUGGAGGCCUCCGUCGGGAAGGCCAUCGCGCAGGCCCGUGCUGCGAAACAGCUCUCGCAGAAGGAGCUCGCCACGAAGAUCAACGAGAAACCCACUGUGAUCAACGACUACGAGGCCGCGAGGGCGAUCCCCAACCAGCAGGUGCUGGGCAAAUUGGAGAGAGCGCUGGGCGUGAAGCUUAGAGGCAAGAACGUCGGUGAACCGCUGUUCAAGAAGAAAUGA